AUGAAACAUUGUGCUGCAAAGUAUGUCAUUUUGCUUGCUACUUACCAAUCUCAAAUUCUCCAUAUCGAAGGUCCCUGCAAAGGAGGAGUCAACGACAGUAAAAUGCUGAAAGAGAGCGGCAUUAUGGAAAAACUCAAGGCAAACAACAAAGUUUGUAUUGUUGACCGUGGUUUUCAUAUGACGGAAAAAGAAUUUGAGGCCUGCUUAUCGUUCCCAGACCUUAUGGACAGCAAAGAGUUGCACUCUCACAAGACACGAGCAAGAUUGCGCCAAGAAACAUUCAAUGCUCGCUUGAAGGCAUUUGCUGUUCUUUGCCACACUUUCCCAGGUAGCUUCGAAAAGCACAGUUUGGUCUUAAAGGCUGUUGCAAUCACUAUACAAUACCAAAUGGACCAUGGGUCCCCAUUGUAUGAAGUCUAG
Molecule: messenger RNA, 420 nt
Organism: Cylindrotheca closterium
Lineage: Eukaryota; Bacillariophyta; Bacillariophyceae; Bacillariales; Bacillariaceae
Source: the annotation of a GenBank genome assembly